Rhea pennata is the source of this 4272-nucleotide messenger RNA. It is a transcript of the gene ANKRD42, whose product is annotated as ankyrin repeat domain 42. The coding region runs from base 2 to 1549 and encodes 515 amino acids. Lineage: Eukaryota; Metazoa; Chordata; Aves; Rheiformes; Rheidae. The transcript has 12 exons. The record is from RefSeq and is a predicted model, not a curated record. Gene Ontology annotation, molecular function: NF-kappaB binding.
CAUGCCAACCGCCGCCGCCGCCGCGCCGCCUCCCCCUCCGGCCGCUGUCAAGAAGAAGCAAAAUUAUGCUAGUGUUCACGAGGCAGUGAAAGCCGGUGAUGUAGAACAGCUUGCGUCAAUGAUAAAAAGUGGAGCUGGUAUUAACAAAGUGGAUAUAGUCCAUAAGUUCACACCUUUGCACUGUGCUGCACACUCUGGAAGUCUGGAGUGUCUUCACUGGUUGCUCUGGCAUGGAGCUGAUAUAACACAAGUAACUGUCAGAGGCUGGACAGCAGCUCAUCUUGCAGCUAUCCGAGGUCAGGAUGCUUGCAUGCAAGCUCUGUUAUUAAAUGGAGCAAACCUAGAAGCUCAGGAUGAUCGUGGGUGCACUCCAUCACACUUAGCUGCAGCCCAUGGGCAGUCUUACACUUUACAAACUAUACUACGAAGUGGAGUGAAUGCAAAUGUUUCAGACAGGAAUGACUGGAAACCUGUUCAUUAUGCUGCUUUUCAUGGUCGCUUGGGGUGUUUGCAGCUUCUUGUUAGAUGGGGAGCAAGUAUAGAUGAUGUGGAUAACAACGGAAAUCUUCCAGCUCAUCUGGCAGCAAUGGAAGGACAUCUGCAUUGCUUUAAGUUCUUGGUCAGCAAAAUGACCAAUGUUCGGUACACUCUGAAAGCCAGGAAUGACCAUGGAGAGACUCCGAGGGACUUGGCUGAACGGUUCUAUAAAGACAAUAUUUUACAAUAUAUUGAUGGUAUUGAAAAACAGGGGGAGCAUCCAGAGACAAAGGAAAUUUUAGCUUUCCCAGCCCAUGGUGCUGCUUUCAAAGGGGACCUCGUAACACUUAGAAAAUUAGUGAAAAGUGGAAUAAUCAAUAUUAAUGAGCGGGAUGAUACAGGAUCCACUCUCAUGCACAAAGCUGCUGGACAAGGGCACCUCCAUUGCUUACAGUGGUUGAUUGAGAUGGGAGCUGACUGUGACAUUACGAAUGAAGCUGGAGAGACCCCAAAAGAUGUAGCCAAGAGAUUUGCCCAGCUGGCGGCUGUGGAACUUUUGACACAAAGAACUGGAGAUGGUAAUUCUGAUGACGAAGAACUAGAUGCAAACAAUAUGAAGUUUUUUGAAAGACAUGGUGUGGAAGGGAGUACAGAUAGCAAGGAAGAUUUAACCCUGGAUAAAGCAGAGAAAACAAAUGCACGCAUAAGGGCCUAUCGCAAGAUUCAGGAACUUCGGCAACUUCUAGAAAUUGCCUACAGCAACUACAGACAGCUGGGAGGAAUAACUGAGGAGGAAAGGAGAACGAAAAAAGAAGAAAGGGAAAUUGAGAAGACUGUGAAGGAGCUGGAGGCCCAGCUAGAAUAUGAGCGAGUCAGGCGGGAGAAACUGGAGAGCCAGCUGGAUGACUACCGCGCUGAGAUAGGCCACCUCAGAAAGAGCCUGGAGAAAACCCCCACCUCCCCUGCUCUCCCUCCGGAAACUGAAGCAACAUCUGAUUCUUGCAAAGAGAAAAAGAAAAUAAAGAAGAAGCCAUCCCGCAGCCCUGGAGGGGUGUUUGUGAAGCGAUGCUGAAGAAUGAACCUUGUAAGUAGGGCAGGCAGGCAGGCUUAGAGAAAGAUGUCGAUGCAGGAAGGCAGUUGUGUCCAAAACAGCGAAGCUGGGGAAUAUUAGACAGUUUUGUCUUACUGCACAACAGCCAGUCCAGGUUCAUCUUCUAAUCAUCUCCCAAGUCCUUCCAAACAGAAGUCACCAGAGGCAGAAAAGCUGUUACAUAACUGCCAGGAAGUAGAACAACAAUAUUCAAGACAGUGCAAAGUGUCUGCAUAGCCUCGGUUCUACAGAUGAGUUGUGGUUUCGUAUCUUUCGGUUUUAGUGAAUUUUUUCAGUGAACUUCCUAGUUCUCAGGGAUAGAAAAUAUCUUUAAAUCACAGAAGCAUUUUUCUAAAAAGCUGUAAGACUUCUUUUCCUAUCUCAGUAGCUGUUUAGCAACAACUUUGCAAAUUAUAAACAACAAUUGAAGAGUUAACUGCAGAGAUGUCAUAGGCCCUACUGGGCCUGAGAAGAGUAUUCCAAUCUGCUAGGCUAUUUUGUACUAUUGUCUUACAAAACAGCACCUUACUUCCUAAAAUAGAUUGGACAGACACUGAAUCUUGCUUGCACACUAAGGAUCUGGAGAAGAGUAUUUGCUCGACUGCAGACUGGUGCCAAGCCUUGCUUUUCAUGGAGUUAUUCCUAAGCAAGUGAGAAAGGUACCCCUUCACAACGUACCACAUGAACUGUACUGCUGGGCCUCCGGGUCUACCUCAGGGCUGAAGGUUUCACUAGGUUAUGGGGCAUGUUAAAGUUAGAACUAGCAAGCCUGACCUCCAUGCCCCAAAAACUUUUCAUGACUUUACACAUAAUACUCUUCUUCCAUUAGUAUGCUAUUGUGAAAUUUCUUUUUUUAUAUUGGAACCUUCAUCAUUCAUAAUAUUGAGACAGUCUUGAUUUCAGUAAUAAGUCAGGUCAAUAAUAUAAGACUUUCAUAAAAAUUAACUCACUAGUGCUUGAAUCAUGAUCAGUCCUCUCAAUUACUUAAAGGAAAAUUAAUCUCUGAAUUUCAAAGUUAAUGGAAAAAGUAAAUCUGAUUGUUUUUAUGCACAUGUGCUAUAACAGACUGGGAGAGAGGCAAGCUGAGGAAUAGCCUUGUAUCAGAGCUAAAAAGGAGAAAUCCAGUCUCUAGCACCUACUUAUGGGUGUGUGUGGGGGGAGGUAAGGGGAAGGGAAAGGCGAGAGCUGGAGUAGAUCAGAGAUUUCCUACAUCACUGCUGGUGUUAAAAUCUCAUGUAGGAACAGCACAAAUGAUCAACCUGAAUCUUCCUGAGCACUUCCAGAAUGGGUAGUUUACUAUAAGAUGAAUCUGUCUACACGACAGUUACAGCAGACAUCAGCAACGGCCUGAAGUCUUGGCUGGUAGCACUCCCAUACCCAUUUGAGAAAUACACAGACACUGUAAAAAGCAGACUCAACCCUCAAUAGAGUAGUGCUGUGCCUAUUAUAAAAAUCUCGUUUUUACAGACUGGUAAUCUGAAUUCAAGUUUCUCAGACAACAAAUGUAACAAAUUCAUUUUAUUUUCUUAAAUAAAAAUGUUUAAAUACAUAAUCUCAUGCACAGAAUACAAGAAUUUGCAAGGUACCAGCAAAUUCAAUAUAGAGAGAAUAAAACUGCUAUAGAAAAAAAAUUGUCACUAUCCAAAUUUUUAUACUCUCUAGCCCAUUAAGGCCUACUCUUACUUAAAAGUUUAAUCCAGGAAGAACUUGAAUUUAAUUAAAGACUUAAACUAAGCGUAGGCAUUUGUACUCAGCAAAGUGUGAGUGCUUCAGUUUUGAAAGAUAUCCCCCAUUAUGUUCCAUCUUGGCAAUCAAAGUCAUAAAGUACUUGCAGAAGGUAGGGGGAUCAUGAUCAGGUUAGUUUAGAAGUCAGUGUGUCCCAUUCUUUUCCAUGGGAUUACAGAACACUCCAGAGAAGUGGGGAGACAGGGAGGAGAAGGACCACCACCACACUAGCAACUUUAUUUGAGAUGCUGAAUAUAGUCACAUUAGAAGUUAGAUCCUAUACUCAGAAGAUACAGGAGGGUUUAUUGGAAACACCCUGUAUUACCUGAAGGGAGGAGUUAUGAACAUUUUUCUGCCCAAGGCUCUACACUGUGAGAGCAUCUCCCUUUGGAAAGAAUAGUUCCCCUUAUUCUGUUGGCCUCUGAAGGUAUGGGUAAAAGGUAUUAAAAAAAUGUAUGGGGACAUCUUAGUUUUAAAUGAGAUUUUAUAUCUAUGUAAACCACUUUUGAAGAAAGAGAAAUCUUCAGGAAAAGCCUGGGAGUGUGUGUUUAUAUUUAUUACCAAUGGGCCAUGCUUCAAUCCAUCAGAAAAGAGCAACAGAUUGAAGAAACAUCCAGCCCCUAUUUUUAAAAUUAGGGUACUCUGCUUGGAUCAGAGUAGAUCUGCUGCAAUCUGGCAUUAGUAUUCCCAUAUUUUCAUAGGCAUAUCAAAUGUUUACUGUUUCCCUUUUGAGAGGAGCUGAGGGCAUAGAGAAUGUUCUGAAAGACAAAACAAAAUUAAUUCUGAAACUUCUUAGGAAACACUUUCUGACUUAAUGUAGAAAGUCCACUGAGGUAAAUAAAUUAUUGAAUAAGGGACAAAGAAUAAUCACUGUGUAUUUACUUACCCUCCUCCUACAAAUAUUUUGAUCUUUGGUGUUAACUAUUCAGAAAACUUUUUAUGUACAACAAGAAUAUAUAUAAAAAAAAGGGUACCAAGAU